AUGACAGAUGUACUAUGUGAGGUACUUAUCAUGAUAAUGUUGGAACAUCCUAAUAUCAAUCUCAUCGAGGUGAUUGAUGACCCAGAGUCGGACGACUUCUACAUGGUACUCGCAUAUGUGGAAGACAAAUGGGUUUGUGAGGGUUCAGGUUGUCAAUGUGCCGUAGGUGAAGAGACCGCUAGGAAAUACAUGUGUGAUAUAGUCUCGGGAUUAACAUAUCUUCAUGCUCAUGUAUUAUCCCUCAGCCAAUCAUUUUUGCGUGUUAAUGUUAUCCAUCACAUCAUUUAUUUGUUGGUGGUUACACUCAUUCAUUUGAACAUAUUUUGA
Vicia faba (fava bean) is the source of this 327-nucleotide messenger RNA. Lineage: Eukaryota; Viridiplantae; Streptophyta; Magnoliopsida; Fabales; Fabaceae. The record is from the annotation of a GenBank genome assembly.